AUGGUAUCGGAAGCAGAAUACGACGGGUUCAAUCCCAAAAGGAGGAAACUCGAAUUUGCCAGAUCCAAAGGGAGGUACCAAGAUGGAUCUCGAAGCUCCACACCGCGCGGCCAGUCUCGAUAUGCGCCGACGCCUCCUCGAGAAUCCAACCAGCCGCAGCCGACGGAUGCAGAUUCCUUAGCGCUGGAUCGCGAUUGGUAUGGCGGAGAUGAAUUCGGAGCUCAUACAUUCGGCGAUGAGACUUACAAUCCUUUCGCGUCUUACGACACUUCGGCAUGGGAGAGUCAACAACAGGAGUCGGCCAAGGCCGAGAAGAUGACCAGCCGAUAUGACGCCCGACAGGAACAGAGGAGGAGAGAAAAUGAUGCCUGGGAGACGAACCGGAUGCUUGUUUCUGGCGUGGCACAGCGAAGAGAUCUAGCCGCCGACUUUGACGACGAGGAAACGACACGAAUUCACCUGCUUGUUCACGAUUUACGACCGCCAUUCUUGGACGGAAAGACGAUUUUUACCAAACAGCUUGAGCCUGUUCCAGCCGUUAGGGACUACCAAAGCGACAUGGCUGUUUUCAGCCGAAAGGGGAGCAAGGUAGUCAAAGAAUCUCGCCAGCAAAGAGAGCGGCAGAAACAGGCGCAUGAAGCAACAAGCAUUACCGGGACAGCGCUCGGAAAUAUCAUGGGAGCAAAAGAAGAAGAUGGAGAUAGCGCGCUGCCAAUAGCUGCCGAGGAGGAUAUGGAAAAGACUGAACGCAAGGGGAACAAAUUCAGCGAACACAUCAAGAACGCCGAAGGAGCCAGCGAUUUCAGCAAGAGCAAGACGUUGCGCGAACAACGAGAAUUUCUGCCCGCGUUCGCUGUCCGCGAAGAGCUUCUCCGAGUGAUACGAGAAAAUCAGGUCAUUAUCGUGAUCGGCGAGACGGGAUCGGGAAAAACAACGCAGCUUACCCAGUUCUUGUAUGAAGAUGGCUACGGGAAGACUGGUAUGAUUGGAUGCACGCAACCACGUCGUGUCGCCGCCAUGAGUGUUGCGAAGCGUGUGGCUGAAGAGAUGGAAGUCAAAUUGGGAAGCACCGUUGGAUACGCAAUUCGAUUCGAGGACUGUACCAGCAAUGACACCACCAUCAAGUACUUGACAGACGGUAUUUUGCUUCGUGAGUCGCUCAACGAACCCGACUUGGACAGGUAUUCUUGCAUCAUCAUGGACGAAGCGCACGAGCGAGCGCUGAAUACGGACAUCUUGAUGGGGCUGUUCAAGAAGAUAUUGCAAAGGCGGCGUGAUCUAAAGCUCAUUGUCACGUCUGCAACAAUGAACGCAAAGAAAUUUUCCGACUUCUUUGGUGGUGCUCCUGAGUUUACGAUCCCAGGACGAACUUUUCCUGUCGAUGUCAUGUUUCAUCGGUCUCCAGUCGAGGACUAUGUGGAUCAGGCCGUUCAGCAGGUGUUGGCCAUUCACGUAUCAAUGGACGCCGGUGAUAUUCUCGUUUUCAUGACAGGUCAGGAAGACAUUGAAAUCACUUGCGAGCUGGUACAGAAGCGCUUAGAUGCUCUUAAUGACCCUCCAAAGCUGAGCAUACUACCGAUUUACAGUCAAAUGCCAGCAGACCUACAGGCCAAGAUUUUCGACAGGGCAGCCCCUGGAGUUCGCAAAUGCAUCGUUGCCACCAAUAUUGCCGAGACGAGUUUGACUGUAGAUGGUAUCAAGUAUGUGGUUGACGCGGGUUACUCGAAGAUGAAGGUGUACAAUCCCAAGAUGGGUAUGGACACGCUUCAAAUCACACCGAUUUCCCAGGCCAACGCAGGGCAGCGUUCAGGUCGUGCUGGUCGAACGGGGCCGGGAAAAGCAUUCCGACUCUAUACGGAAAAGGCAUUCAAGGAGGAGUUGUACAUUCAGACUAUUCCUGAAAUUCAGCGGACCAACUUGGCCAAUACCGUGCUAAUGCUGAAGUCGCUUGGAGUCAAAGAUUUGUUGGACUUUGACUUUAUGGAUCCACCUCCACAGGAUACCAUUUCCACAUCCAUGUUCGACCUAUGGGCUCUAGGAGCUCUGGACAACUUGGGGGAGCUGACAGAGCUGGGACGCAAGAUGAGCGCCUUUCCCAUGGACCCUUCCUUGGCUAAGCUACUGAUUACAGCGGAAGAGUAUGGCUGCAGCGAGGAAAUGAUAACAAUCGUGUCCAUGCUGUCGGUCCCAAACGUCUUUUACAGGCCCAAAGAGCGGCAAGACGAGGCCGACACACAACGAGAGAAAUUCUGGGUCCAUGAGUCUGAUCAUCUUACCUAUCUCCAGGUUUACUCAGCAUGGAAAGCCAAUGGAUUCUCAGAUGGAUGGUGCAUCAAGCAUUUUCUUCACUCUAAAUCUCUGCGGCGAGCCAAAGAAAUCCGGGAACAGCUCCUAGACAUUGUGAAGAUGCAAAAGAUGAACUUGAUUAGCUGUGGCAUGGACUGGGACAUCAUUCGCAAGUGUAUCUGCUCCGGAUACUACCACCAAGCCGCCAAAUAUAAGGGAUCUGGCGAGUACACCAACUUGCGGACGAAUCUCGGAGUCCAGCUGCACCCUACAAGUGCCUUGUAUGCUGGUCAUCCGCCAGAUUACAUUGUAUACCACGAGCUCAUCCUCACAUCCAAGGUAUACGUCUCGACCGUUACAGCUGUUGACCCUCAUUGGUUGGCAGACCUCGGCGGCGUCUUUUACUCCAUCAAAGAGAAGGGCUACUCCAUACGAGACAAGCGAAUCACUGAGACGGAAUUCAACCGCAAGAUGGAAAUUGAAGCGAAGAUGGCAGAGGACAAACGUCUUGAUGAAGAGCGCAAACAGGCAGCGACAGAACGGUCGCAUAAGAAAAAAGCAGACAAUACAGACGAGAAGAAGAUUAUCACUCAAGGCGCAGUAAGGAAGCCCGUAAUAAAGAGGCGAGGGAGAGGAUUCUAG
Trichoderma gamsii is the source of this 2928-nucleotide messenger RNA. RefSeq names its product adenosinetriphosphatase. Gene Ontology annotation, cellular component: intracellular anatomical structure; spliceosomal complex. Bases 1 to 2928 code for a protein of 975 amino acids. Gene Ontology annotation, biological process: mRNA splicing, via spliceosome. The transcript has a single exon. Gene Ontology annotation, molecular function: ATP binding; RNA binding. The record is from RefSeq and is a predicted model, not a curated record. NCBI's taxonomy places the organism in Eukaryota, Fungi, Ascomycota, Sordariomycetes, Hypocreales, Hypocreaceae.